Molecule: messenger RNA, 4934 nt
Organism: Rattus norvegicus (Norway rat)
Lineage: Eukaryota; Metazoa; Chordata; Mammalia; Rodentia; Muridae
Gene: Tmx3
Product: thioredoxin-related transmembrane protein 3
Exons: 16
Coding region: 83-1495 (470 amino acids)
Biological process (GO): cell redox homeostasis
Cellular component (GO): cell surface; endoplasmic reticulum membrane
Molecular function (GO): protein disulfide isomerase activity
Source: RefSeq, marked validated
GGUCCGGGUGGGAGCUGUCCUGCGUCCCCGGUCUUCCUCACUUUCCUUUCCGGAGAGGCGGGCGCCUGGCGCGGGCGAUUCUAUGUCUCUGCGCGCGCUCAUCACGGGAUUCACGCCGCGCUCCAUGGCGAAUGCAGCGGGGCGGAGGAGCUGGGCGGCCCUCCGGCUCUGCGCUGCCGUUAUUUUACUUGAUCUGGCUGUCUGUAAAGGAUUUGUAGAAGAUCUAAAUGAAUCAUUUAAAGAUAAUCGAAAAGAUGACAUUUGGCUUGUUGAUUUUUAUGCACCCUGGUGUGGCCAUUGUAAAAAACUGGAACCAAUUUGGAAUGAAGUUGGGCUUGAAAUGAAAAGUAUUGGUUCUCCAGUUAAAGUUGGAAAGAUGGAUGCUACUUCGUAUUCUAGCAUUGCUUCAGAGUUUGGAGUUCGAGGUUAUCCAACAAUUAAGCUAUUAAAGGGAGACUUGGCAUAUAAUUACAGAGGACCACGGACCAAAGAUGAUAUAAUUGAGUUUGCUCACAGAGUGUCUGGGGCUCUAAUUCGGCCUCUUCCAAGUCAACAAAUGUUCGACCAUGUACGGAAGAGGCACCGUGUAUUUUUUGUUUAUAUUGGUGGAGAAUCACCCUUGAAAGAGAAAUACAUAGAUGCUGCUUCAGAGUUAAUUGUAUAUACGUACUUCUUUUCUGCCUCAGAAGAUGUGGUUCCUGAGUACGUGACACUGAAGGAGAUGCCUGCUGUGCUUGUUUUCAAAGAUGACACUUACUUUGUUUACGAUGAGUAUGAAGAUGGAGAUCUGUCCUCAUGGAUCAGCAGGGAGAGGUUUCAGAACUAUCUUACUAUGGAUGGUUUCCUUUUGUAUGAACUUGGAGACACAGGAAAGCUUGUGGCCAUUGCAGUUAUUGAUGAGAAAAACACAUCACUCGAGCAUACCAGAUUAAAGUCAAUUAUUCAGGAAGUUGCUAGAGAUUUCAGAGACCACUUCCAUAGAGAUUUUCAGUUUGGCCAUAUGGAUGGAAAUGACUAUAUAAACACCUUGCUGAUGGACGAGUUGACGGUCCCAACCAUAGUUGUACUGAAUACUUCAAACCAACAGUACUUUUUGCUAGAUAGACAUAUUAAGGAUGCCAGCGACAUGGUCCAGUUCAUUAACAGCAUUUUGGAUGGUACAGUACCAGCCCAAGGAGGUGAUAGCAUUUUUCAGAGAUUGAAAAGAAUAGUAUUUGAUGCCAAAUCUACAAUUGUGUCUAUAUUCAAGAGCUCUCCACUUAUGGGCUGCUUUCUUUUCGGGCUGCCACUGGGUGUCAUCAGUAUCAUGUGCUAUGGAAUCUAUACAGCUGACACAGAUGGAGGCUAUAUAGAAGAACGAUAUGAAGUGUCCAAAAGUGAAAUGGAAAACCAGGAACAGAUAGAAGAGAGCAAAGAGCAGGAAUCCAGCAGUGGAGGGUCUCUAGUGCCUACUGUGCAAGAGUCCAAAGAUGUAUUAGAAAAGAAGAAAGAUUGAGACUUCACAGAUAAAAAAUAUUUGAUAGAAUUUCAAGUUAUUAAAGAGUAUUUAUUGAACUUAGAGAUUUAAUCAUGAUCUAUUUACAGAAGAGAACAUAUUCUUUGUAUUUUGCUAAUAACAACUGCAUGAAUUAAAAUAAUCUUUCCAUAAGUAGGAAGCUGUUUGGAACAAAGUGAUGAACAGUUUGUUCAAAACAAAGCCAGAUCAUUGUAUCACUUACCUUACAGAUCCGUUCUGUGCACACUUCUCUAUGUGCAUGUUCUAUGACAAAGUUAAGAAGCUCGGACAGAAUAUUAAAUUGCCCGUUAAUGUGGAAGAUGUGUUUUUUGCAAAGAGAAAUAGUACUUUCACCUACUAUAUUAAUUCUCCUAUAUUUUGGAUAAAAUUUAUAUAAACAAAUAAAGUCUUUAAAAUUUAGACAUUUUAAGAACUGUUAACUUUUUCCGUGUAUCAAAUUUAAGGUUCUGAGUUUGAAACUAGUAAUUUUAUAUAUAGCAUAGUGAUUUUAUUUUACUAGUUGUUUUUAAAGGAGAAAUGUUACUUUUUUACUUAUACUCUGUUGCAUUAUUAUGAUAUUGGCAUAUGGUCCCAUGAAGUGGGGGAAGAAUCUUGUAAUUGACCUUUUAAAAUGACCGCUGGUAUGCGGGGAGUGAUGGCUUCAGCUUUUACCUAUGCUGUUUAGAAGAGUGCACUGUCCACCACUGGAGGAAGGAGUGGCCCUCCUAAUAUAUCUUGAUUUUAGCCAAAGCAGCCUAGUAUUUUGUUUUGUUUUUAUUUUAUAGCUUCUAGUAUUUCUAUUAAUUCAGAAUGUUUUCGGAAGUAAUAGAAAUCAUGUUUUUAUGAUAUGUAAACUAAUAAUUAAAAUUUACUGCCACACCUCUAUUGUGGAAGGCCAUAACAUGUUCACAGUACAAUCAACAUGUUCAACUCAGAUGUCACAAACAAAGGGAGAGAUCCUAAUUCCCUUCUCUAGACCCAGCCUUGCCUCUUUGACAGUCACAACCUCUGUCUUUCAUCAGAAUGCAGUCAUGCCUCACAGUGGGUGUUUGUGAUAAUAUGUUUACUACAGAUCAGUUUGUUAAUUUUGAAGCUUUCACGUUAUCUAAUCUCAGAAUUUUUAUUAGCUAAUGUUUAGGUCCUAUUCUUUGAGUAUUCUAGAGUUUGUUGAAAGGAUCCGCUGAACAUUUACAAACAUGGUUUGUAGCACUAACUCUGAAGUUACUUGGGGCUUCUGCUUUGGUUGCCAAGGGAGCUUCUGGUUUCUGAUGCAAUACUAAUCAACAUUGCAUCAUAUUAAUGAAUUAAAACAUGUAUAUCUAUAGAGCAAGAGAAUUGCUAAUCAUAGUCUGUGUCCAAAUAUUCUUUUUAUAUUUAAAAGCAACCAUUUUUAAUAUUUAAUCACCCAUCAUUAACUUUAUGGAUAAUGGUGUACGUAUGUAGUCAUGGGGAAUGUUCAGAAAAUAAAAGAAUAUUUUCAGGUGGAAACUGGAGAUAAGCACUGUUAAAAUUACUGUAACAAACUCCUCCAUAGAAUAAAGAUGACUCUUUGGGAAAGUUCAUGGUAAUGGUCCCAAUGGUCAAGCCUUUUUGCAGGAGAAAAGCCUGAAGUCCAUAUGGAUGCCUCAUUAAUGAUAAUAUGUGGUGAAGAGAGAGACAUAAAGAAAUAGGAAGUACCACUAUUACAUUUAUUACUGUUUAUCACUACCAAAUGUUAAAUGUAUUUUGUCUUGUCAAUCAUCCUUGUAAAUAAGUUCUCAGUAGGAAAAAAGAGUAAAGCACAGCUUUGCAUUAAUAAACAUAUGCACAGAGGUAAUUCAUUGUAUCCUGUAAUAGUUUUCUUUUUGAAUGAGUGCUUUGGUUCUCUGUUGUGAAACAACUUUAUAUUGAUCCUCAUAUUCUAUUUGUACUUUUAAAAUGUGCAUCAGGGGAAAGAACGUGUAAGUGGUUUGUAAGUAAAUAGUUUUAUUUCUUUUUGAAUUAAACUUUUAAUUUUUACAUGUUUCUUCUUGAGGAUAUUAUUUGCAUUAUUAGAUUGCUCACAUAAAAAAAAACUUAAAAUUUGUUCACUCAUGUACUUUUCUUUUCAGUGUGUUAUCAGAGUACCGUUUGCUUAUCAGGAGAACAUACUUUAGAAUCAAGGCAGCUCUAUUCAUAAUCUAGGAAAAGGUCGAUCCUCUAAUUCCCUUGGUUAAAUACCAGAAAUAGAAUCCUUUCAGGAAAUUGGGAUUCUACCUUUCCUUUCAUGUGUCAAGUUCUGAUUUCUGAAAUUCAAAAUUAUAGCUCAUUGGUGCUCUACCAACAUUUAAGAGUAUUUCAGAGAAUGUGCAUUUAAACAUGCCCAACAUCCUCAGCACCUCUGUCCCGAAAUCUCUCUUUGUUGUGUUUAUCAAUAUUUUUGUAGUUUCUUUUGUUUGAAAUGUCUUUGAAAUUAAUUAGAUCUAGAGGUUUUUACUCAAAGGACUUCUGAAACCUGGUUUAGAAAUAAUGUAAAAGAUGCCAAAUGAGUAAAGGUGAUGGAAAGGUCUCUUGAAGAGCUGAAGCAGUCAUGAAUGUUGUUUCUGUUUACUCAGUUUUAUUGCCCAUGAUGUUUCUAAUGUUGACUUGGUAGGUAGCUCUAAAUUUUAAGAAAAGAAUAAUUCCAGCAUUGGUAUCACAGAGGCAGGCAGAUCUCUGUGAGUUCGAGGCCAGCCUGAAAUGCAGAGUGAGUUCCAGGACAGCCAGGGCUACAGAGAAACCCUUUCUUGGGGAAAAAAAUAUAUACAUUUUUCAUCAGUCUUUCAUGAUGAAAUGAACAGAGGGGAAAAAAAAUCACUCAGCUAUUCUUACGUAGAAAUUGUUAAACAAGUGUAAGAUAUUAACACUUAAACGACUGAGUUUGCAAUUUUAUUUUUACAAAUAUAUAUUUUUUCUGAAUGUAUAAGUCCCAAGAAUGAGGAGAAUAAUAAUAAUGACGAUAAUAAAUUUUCUAGUUUGGACUAAGUUAUAAUGGUUUUUGAAAGUUUUUAUUACUACUAACUUGUUUAAUUGUGAUACUCUGCCUUAUACACCAAUUGGAAACCUUUGUUUUUCUAAAAUAAAAUAAUUAAAAACAUCAUUGCAUAAUUGCUACCUUUAAUAUGUUUUUCAGAAGUUUGCCACAUGACCAAUCUCUAAACAAACUCAGAAGCUACAACUAUUAUUCCACACAGUACUUUCCUUUUAUUAAGGCAUAGUUUAUUUAUAAUUACAGAAACACAAUUUUAGAUUUUAAGCAGGCUUGGAAGUGAAUUGUAGCUUAGUUCCUUAUACCCAAAACAUCUCUUGGUCUAGUUUUAAUUGUAUAAAACCUAAUAUGUUUUUUAAACAUUUCUUUUUAAAAGGAUACCUCAACUUUUCUACAAAAUUUAAAGUGUGGUGGAUUUGAAUUUUGUAUUAAUAAAUUAUGAUCCUGGACACC